Coniophora puteana RWD-64-598 SS2 is the source of this 381-nucleotide messenger RNA. RefSeq lists its product as uncharacterized. Gene Ontology annotation, molecular function: RNA-DNA hybrid ribonuclease activity; nucleic acid binding. The transcript has a single exon. The annotation marks the transcript as partial. Lineage: Eukaryota; Fungi; Basidiomycota; Agaricomycetes; Boletales; Coniophoraceae. The record is from RefSeq and is a predicted model, not a curated record.
AUAGGUGUCUGGUUCCCUGUUAUUGCAGGAGCUUUCUAUGCAGAUGUCAUGGGAGAAAGCAGGCCCAUAUUCUACUGGGAAGUGCUUGGUGUGCUGUGUGCCUUGCGACUGCUCCUGACUGUCAUUCUGGAUGGUUCCUGCUUGCUCAUUUAUUGCGAUAACCAGAACACAGUCCAACUCUACUCCACGCUUGCAGCCAAACCCGCUUACAACAGUCUCAUUAAAGCUGCCGUGGAUGUACUCAUUGAGAAGCAAUGGGAUCUACGGGUGAAGUGGAUCACGUUGGAGGAUAAUGUGGUAGCAGAUGCGGUGUCACGCCACAAGUUUGCCAAGGCAGCAUACCUCUGUCCUGGAUUUAACAUCCAGACCUUUGCGCUCCCA